UCAAAUUCAGAAGACCAUAAUAUACAUAGUUGCAGGACUUACCGGAACAAGGUUGCGACAUCGACGUUUACACCUUGGCCAAUAGAGAUUCGGUUUUGCGAGCCAAACACUAACACCAACCAAGACAGGUCUCCUCCAAGUUUGAAGUACUGGUUUAGAGCAAGAGGAAGACUUUCAGAUGACCAGGGUCUGCAUCGAUGUGUAGCUGCCUAUGCAUCGGAUCUUAUAUUUCUCAAUGUGAGUCUAAAUCCUCAUCGUGAAAGGGGUUUGAAGACAACAGCUAUUAGUCUGGACCAUUCGAUGUGGUUUCACAGACCUUUUAGAGCUGAUGAUUGGUUAUUGUUUGUUAUCCAAAGCCCUAACGCUUAUAAUGCACGUGGCUUUGUUUCCGGCCAGAUGUUUACCAGAGAUGGAAAGUUGGCUGUAUCCUUGACACAAGAGGGGUUAUUAAGGGGGGCCGCCAAAACUCCAAAAUCUGCUAUCAAGUCGAAGCUUUAAUGCAGUCCCACAUCUCCAGACGUCGUACUUGUUUUUAUGUUAUGCAUGUCAACUCUCAACAUUUCAAGGGACAUAACAGCGGAGCUGCAGGAAAAUGUCAAAUAAGGACUGGAUAUUUGAAGUACCAGACGUUGAAACACCUAGUCGAUCCUCUCACUCUUUCGCCUCGUGGCUCUGUACUGGUGUCUUUUAUUACUUGUGAAUUUACAGAAUAAACUUAUUAAUAAUAACUGGUUGUUCGUUCAGUAAAAAAAAGUCUUCAAGAACCAUGCGAGGUUCUGUAUUUUACAAUAAAAAGUGGCGUGCUAGAGUUCAGGCUCUGGAGACUGUUUGUUUCAUAAUUGAAGUACUAGUGUAUGUGGUAGUCCCGAAGGAAGAUUUAUCUGCAAAGCAAGCAGAUUUUAAAGCUUCCUCAAGAAGCAGGAGCUUAACAGGCAAAGCUUUUUUGUAGUUCCUGGUUUUGCAGAAGGUACCAUUUGUAUCUUUAGAGGUUCCCAUUGCUUGAUGGGUUGGUGAGGGGCCUUGAAUUUGAGCAUACCUCUUCGUAGUCGUGUUCUACUUCUGCACAGAGCAGCUCUGAGUAGGCUGAUGGAGGGAGCUCAUUUUGUAAGCUGCAUUUUAUUGGCAAUGGAGGCUCUGUCUGUAUUUUCCAAGUAGCACAUUUUGCCGCAGUUCUAAUCAUGAUGCUUGAAAUUUUUGUUCUUCUUA
Coffea arabica (coffee) is the source of this 1206-nucleotide messenger RNA. The record is from RefSeq and is a predicted model, not a curated record. Lineage: Eukaryota; Viridiplantae; Streptophyta; Magnoliopsida; Gentianales; Rubiaceae.